AUGCACUCGCUUGUAAGAGAUAUAAUAAUUCAAAACGUCGAAUACGAAAUCUUGCCCUAUCAGUUUCUUUUACUGACAUUUUGGGGCAUAUGGUAUCCACAAAAUUGGUCAUUAUGGGCUGCCAAUAUUCAAAAAUCAUAUUUUGUGUUCAUAAGUUUCUUAGACAUCAUAAUUUGCACGGAAAUGCUCAUUUUUUUUAUAAAUAGUUUUGGAACUUCAAAUUUCAAACUUAUAAACUUUUUUUUCGUCAGUGCAAAUAUUACCGGAGUUUAUAAAGCUAUCAAAUUAAUGCUUAAUCGAAAAAUGAUCCGUGAAUUUCUUCUUACUUAUUUCGAUGCUGACUGGAGAACACCGAAAGAUAAAAUUGAACAAAAAAUUCACGAUGAUAUUAAUGCAAAAAUUAAGCGAGUAACAUUAAUAUAUUCAGUUUCCAUGCUGGGAAUUGUUAUGAUGAAAGCAAUGUCACCAUUGACAGGAUCUAAUUCAGUGUCUUUACCGGUCGAGGCUUGGUACCCGUACAAAGUCGAAAAAACUAGCUGGUACUGGCUUACUUAUUUGCAUCAAUGCAUUCUUGGCUCAUCAGCGGUCUGCGCUCACAUUGGAAUAGACACUCUGUUUAUGGGGCUUUUGCUAAAAACAUCGUAUCAGUUAGAAGUUUUGAAGCAUCGUCUCAGAAGUUUAAACAUUUCGCUUCUUUCUCUGAAUGGAAAAGGUUCCACAUUAUCUAUCGAAAAUGAAAAGAUGCUAAUAAUAGAAUGUAUAAAAUAUCAUCAACGCAUUUACAGUUUUGGAAAAAAGUUAAAUGAUAAAUUUCAAGAUAUCCUUAUAAUUUUAGUCGUAUCCUCUUUACCAAAUAUAUGCAUAAACAUUUACGCUCUAUCUACCUAUACCAGUCGAACAAAAAUUGAUAUAAUUGCCACUUUAUUUUGUACAACAUCUGCAUUCAUGCAAUUUUUUAUUGCCUGUUGGUUUGGAAAUGAAAUCACUUGGAAUAGUAUAAACGUCAGAGAUGCAUUAUAUGAUUUGGAUUGGACAGUAUUUAAUUUAGAUAGUCAAAAAUUGUUCAUCUUCAUAAUGACACGAUCGAUGCGCCCAAUGCAAUUUAAAAUAGGAUAUUUAUUAUCCUUAAAUCUGGAUUCCUUUAUAAAAAUUAUCAAAGCAUCUUACUCAUCUUUUAAUAUUCUUCAACAAACAACACAUUAA
Trichogramma pretiosum is the source of this 1203-nucleotide messenger RNA. RefSeq names its product odorant receptor 30a-like. The transcript is spliced from 5 exons. The record is from RefSeq and is a predicted model, not a curated record. Gene Ontology annotation, cellular component: plasma membrane. Gene Ontology annotation, biological process: detection of chemical stimulus involved in sensory perception of smell; sensory perception of smell. The coding region runs from base 1 to 1203 and encodes 400 amino acids. NCBI's taxonomy places the organism in Eukaryota, Metazoa, Arthropoda, Insecta, Hymenoptera, Trichogrammatidae. Gene Ontology annotation, molecular function: olfactory receptor activity; odorant binding.